ACAAACUAGCGCACAUAUCGUGUUCUCUAUUUUUAACUUUAGCAUGCUGUAUAAAUAGCAAAAUCGAUUCGUAGUGGAACUGUUAUUAAGAAAAUACACAGCCAGGAUGGAAAAUAUUUUCAUUUGUGUUGUUUGUGCUUUGGCUUUAUGCUGUUUAGCAGAGGAAUUGCCUGCAGUGAAAACAAAAGUUGGGAAAAUUACCGGAUUAAGAGAAAAUACGAAUUUUCAAGGUAAACAGUAUACAGUUGAUAGAUACCUCGGCAUUCCGUAUGCAAAACCUCCUGUUGGCAAUUUGAGAUUCAAGAAACCUGAACCUCAUGGUCCAUUUGUAGAAACGUUUCAUGCGGAAAAGUUUGGACCCGCUUGUGUCCAAUUUGAUUGGAUGGGUUUGAUUCAAAAUACGUCGGAGGAUUGUUUAUCUUUGAACAUAUUCGUCCCAGUGCAAGAUUCGGACCAAUCCACGGGGCAUGCUGUCUUGGUUUUUAUGCAUGGAGGUGCCUUUUCGGUUGGGGGAGCUGCUAUGUAUCCCGGCGAUAAUUUGGCGGCCGUCGGCAAUGUUAUUGUUGUGACAAUUAACUAUCGCCUUGGGUUACUUGGAUUUCUUGAUCUGGAUGAUCCACGUGCUCCUGGAAAUUUUGGUUUAUGGGACCAACACCAGUCUCUUAUCUGGGUGAAUGAAAAUAUUGUUAGUUUCGGUGGGGAUAAAAAUCGCGUCACAAUUUUUGGUCAGUCUGCGGGCUCUGUCGCAGUUCAACUUCAAUCAACAUAUCCUAAGAAUAAGGGACUAUUUCGUGGUGUCAUCGCUCAAAGUGGUUCUCUGACAACGUCCCAAACCGUAGUAUCGCCGCUUAACUUUAAGGAGUCGGGAAAAUUCUACGCUGAAAAAAUAGGUUGUAAAACUGAUACUGUAGACCAUGUCUUCGGAUGUCUGGUACAAGCUACUCCAGAGAAUAUUACAGAUGUUGUGAAAAACGCCGUUUUUAGUGGCAAUAUGGAUGAAAUGAUGAAGAUAGCGCUUUUUCCUAGCAUCGAUGGCGAAUUUUUGAAAUACCAUCCAACAGACAUGUGUAAAAGAGCUAGAAAUGAAACUCUUGCAGAAAUUGAAUUUUUGAGAUCUCUUAAACUGAUAAACGGUAUCACUGGAAAUGAUGGACUGGUGUUUGUACAGGCAAGUGAUGAUAUGCAAGUUACUCGCCAGGAGAUGAACAGUCAACAUAUCCCCGCUAUUGCGUCAUUGAUAUUUAAUCCUCCUAUACCUGAAGCAGUCACCGAGCUGCUUAUUUCCGAAUACACAGACUGGGAGAACCCGGAUGACCCUAUACGAUUACGCGAUCAGUACGUGAAUGCACAAACCGACACUAAUUACAAAAUUCCUCUCGUAGAAUUUAGUCAGUUGCAUGCAAAUGCUUCAAGCAGUGACAGUUACACUUAUAUUUUCGAUGCAUUAAUAGAUAAGCAUAUAGUACCAUCACCAAGCUGGAUGGAAAAGGGAAACCAUGGUGACGAGCUGGCUCCAGUUUUUGGUUAUCAUAAAGGCUACACAUCAACGUACAUCAAGGAACCAGAUUAUACAAUUCCAGAAUGGGAAGUGGAACUUUCCCGAAGGAUAAUGACUCAUUGGUCUAAUUUUGCGAAAUCUGGUGAUCCAAACGAGCCAGUUAAAAGUGUUCGUCAGUGGCCAAAAUACAACAUGGACACACAAGAAUACAUGCUUUUCGACAAGGAAGAUUCCAGUAAGCUUUAUUUAGGUGCACGUGAACUGAAGUUUAGAGAAAUCCUUACAACGGUUAGAGAAGAGGUGCUGCACGUGAAAACCGGGAAAUCAUACUUCAAGUCACAAGACAAGGAUGAAACGUGCGUGAAAGAUGGCGGCUGCGAUGGAGAAUAAGAAACAAAAACAUUUGUAACUAAUGGGUAUUAGUUAAAGAGAUUAGUACGACCUACAUUUUUCUUGGUUGUAUAGAUAACUGUUUGUUGUUAGACUCAGAUGUCUUUAAUGUUUGCUUAUAGAAAGACCCCACCUAUGCUGCUAUGCAGCUUUUUAAAUCCAGCUAAAUAAGUAAACACUAUUGAAAUAAAGGAAUGCCCUUUUUAAAUUAGUAUUGUAUAAUUGUUGCCCUUUUUAUACGCCCGUUUGAAAAACGAGACGUAUUAUGGGAACGCCCCUGGCGGGCGGCGUCCACAGACUUGUCCGGAGCAUAUCUUCUUCAUGCAUGGAGGGAUUUUUAUAAAACUUGGCACAGUUGUUUAACAUCAUGAGACGGAGUGUCGUGCGCAAGAACCAGGUCCCUAGGUCUACGGUCAAGGUCACACUUAGAGGUCAAAGGUCAAAUUCAAGAAUGACUUUGUCCGGAGCAUAUCUUCUUCAUGCAUGGAGGGAUUUUGAUGAAACUUGGCACAAUUGUUCAUCAUCAUGAGCCGGAGUGUCUUGCGCAAGAACCAGGUCCCUAGGUCUAAGGUCAAGGUCACACUUAGAGGUCAAAGGUCAAAUUCAAGAAUGACUUUGUCCGGAGCAUAUCUUCUUCAUGCAUGGAGGGAUUUUGAUGAAACUUGGCACACUUGUUCAUCAUCAUAAGCCGGAGUGUCUUGCGCAAGAACUAGGUCCCUAGGUCUAAGGUCAAGGUCACACUUAGAGCUCAAAAGUCAAAUUCAAGAAUGACUUUGUCCGGAGCAUAUCUUCUUCAUGUAUGGAGGGAUUUUAAUGUAACUUGGCAAAAUUAUUUACCAUCAUGAGACGGAGUGUCAGGCGCAAGAACCAGGUCCCUAGGUCUAAGGUCAAGGUCACGCUUAGAGGUCAAAGAAUACAAGAAUGAAAACUUUGUCCGGAGCAUAUCUUCUUCAUGCAUGGAGGGAUUUUGAUAUAACUUGGCACAAAUGUUCACCACCAUGAGACGGAGUGUCUUGCGCAAGAACCAGGUCCUAAGUCUAAGGUCAAGGUCACACUUAGAGGCCAAAGGUCAGAUACAAGAAUGACUUUGUCCGAAGCAUUUCGUCUUCAUGCAUGGAGGAAUUUUGAUGUAACUUGGCACAAUUGUACACCAUCCAUCAUGAGACGAAGUGUUAUGCGCAGGUCCCUUCUUUAGAAUUACUUCCCUUUGUUGUUACUGUAAAUAGAUUGUAUUGUAACAUUUUCAUUACUAGACGUAGGGAAAAUUCGAGACCACUUUUCUGUAGUACAACAUACAUGUUACAUCCAAUUCUGUAUUUUGACCUAUCUCUACCUGCUAAGGAUUUUUGAGUGGACUUAUUUUUUUUUUUUUUUUUUUUUUUUUUUUUUAAGAUUAACUUCCCUUAGUUGUUACUAUAAAUAACUUAUAUUGUAACUUUUUUUAUAACUGACUGUAGGGAAAAACCAAGACCACUUUUCUGUGGUACAACAUAUAUAGAUGUUACUUUCAAAUUUUAGGUAUAUUUUAAGGUAUCUCUACCUGGUAAGGAGUUUUUAUGUGGAUUUAGAUAAAAAGGAAAGAAUUACAAUAAUUACUACCACAAAAUGAAAAUUCCAUUUGCAAAUACAGGUGCUAGUGUAAAGAAAUUUGCUGUGACGGGCGUAUAUUGUGACAUUCUGGCACUCUUGUUAGUCUUGUAUUUGCCCUCUUUAGUAUUGUAUAAUUGUUUAUAUAUGUAAAAUGAAAAAUGGGUAUCAAAAGUGCCACAGUUGUCAAACUUUGAACUUCUCAUACAGAUAAUGCUUUUUAUCUAUAGUCAUGAGAAAAACAUUCACAUGAAACGUAAUACUGCCCAUGCGCGAUCUCAAAACACUGUAUUAAUACAGAAUAAAUGUAUUCUGUUCUCUUUUCAAAUUUUACUACAAUAGUUCAGGGGGGUCUUACAUUGUUCACCUGACAUUUUAUAUCGGUUUAUUAACCGAAUGAGUGUUGUGACGUUCUUUUAGCUCAAUAGGACUAAGGUCAGUAAUUCUGUCAAAAAUUUGCUUCCUUGGUAUAGUCGAAAGAAAUCGAAAGCAAUGUUCCCAUUUUUACGCAAAUUCAUGUAGAACGAGUACUUUAAUCACACGGUUUUUUCUAUUCGAAUACAUUCUGCAUGAAAUAUGACGGUUUUCUUGUUUAUACGCUCCAUAUGGCAAGUUUUGCAAAUCGAAACCGAAAGUAGAGGUUUAUUGCGCGGACAAGAGCAAAUAUGAGCCAUUUUUAGGGUAUCAGACCACAGCUGACUGGAAUUUCACUAGGAACUAAUCAACCCCCUAAUUUCUUUUCAUUUUUUCGUUAAUUUAUGAAAGAACUUUCAUGAAAAAUAGGUACAGGAAAAAAGUGAUAUUUUAUAAAGAUACGCAAAUACGAGAUGAAGCUGUCGUUUUUUUUUCUUCAAAGUUUAUAUAAAACAAAAGGAUUUAAAUUACUGACCUUGAACCAAAAGGGAGAGCACAGAUCUACGGAUCGCGGGGUUACGAUUUCGGUUCCUGGUCGGGAUGUAUGUUCUACGUGACGAUUUCAUAAAAGACAUUUUGUCUGAAACCAUUCUUCCUUCAUCUCUGAGUGUGGGGAAGUUGGCAGUUACUUGCGGAGAACAAGUUUGUACUGGUACUAAAUCCAGGUACACCGGUUAGGUUAACUACCUGCCUAUACAUAACUGAAAUGCUGUUGAAAAAAGAGCGUUAAACUGGAAACAAACAAACAAACAGUUAUGUCUCUUUGUGGGGAGGGGUGGGGGUGGAGGAGUAGAUCCCUAAAUUGAUCACAUCACAAUUUAGCCCAAAUGCUAUUAUGGUGAACACGCUGACACCCAAAAUUAGAACAGACUCUCUGUUCGUUUCCACAAGAUGUGGUUUAAAUUGAGAAAAACGAUAUCAGAUAUUUGAAUAACUUUGUGUACAAUGUUGACAUCGUCCUCAUUUAAAACAUUUUCAGAAGCUUCUGUUUGUACAUCAUAAGGAUACUAUUUGCAAAAAUUCAUAUGUCAAAAUAAAAUAUGUUUUGUUUU
Mercenaria mercenaria is the source of this 4941-nucleotide messenger RNA. RefSeq names its product acetylcholinesterase-like. The transcript is spliced from 2 exons. The record is from RefSeq and is a predicted model, not a curated record. Gene Ontology annotation, molecular function: neurexin family protein binding; signaling receptor activity. NCBI's taxonomy places the organism in Eukaryota, Metazoa, Mollusca, Bivalvia, Venerida, Veneridae. The coding region runs from base 107 to 1888 and encodes 593 amino acids. Gene Ontology annotation, cellular component: cell surface; synapse. Gene Ontology annotation, biological process: chemical synaptic transmission; presynaptic membrane assembly; postsynaptic membrane assembly.